Messenger RNA from Epinephelus moara (kelp grouper), 3011 nucleotides. RefSeq names its product mediator complex subunit 15 (gene med15). NCBI's taxonomy places the organism in Eukaryota, Metazoa, Chordata, Actinopteri, Perciformes, Serranidae. The coding region runs from base 94 to 2526 and encodes 810 amino acids. Gene Ontology annotation, biological process: regulation of DNA-templated transcription. Gene Ontology annotation, molecular function: transcription coregulator activity. The transcript has 18 exons. The record is from RefSeq and is a predicted model, not a curated record.
GCAGCCGCCAUUUUCGGAGCGGAAGGAGGAAGAGCAGAGAGAAAACAUUCAACUCCUCAAGUCUAAAUCCUCCUGAAAUCUCGAACCUGUGUGAUGGAGGUCCCCGGGCCGGACAGCGACUGGAGGAGUCCUCAGUUCCGACAGAAAGUCGUCGCUCAGAUUGAGGACGCGAUGAGGAAGGCAGGAACUGCACACACCAAGUCCAGUAACGACAUGGAGAACCAUGUUUACGUUAAAGCCAAAUCCAGAGAGGAGUAUUUAUCUCUGGUGGCGAGGCUGAUCAUUCACUUCAGAGACAUCCAUAAGAAGACUCUGGGAGGACCAGAUCCCAUGAAUGCCCUGACUAACCUGACAGGGGUUGGAGGGGGCCCGGGCGCCAUUGGCAUGGGGCCUCGCCCCACCGGUGCUCCAGUGGGUGGCAUGGGGGCCAUGGGGCAGAUGCAGAUAGGCCAGCAUGCCAUGGCAGGGGUGGCUGGAAACCCACAAGCCAUAGGGGGUCCAGGCCAGAUGCCGAUGCAGCAGAUGGUGCAGGCGCAGCAGCAGCAGCAGUCCAUGCAGUUCCAGCAGUUUCAGCAGGCCCAGCAGCAGCAGCAGCAGCAGAACGCCAUGCAGCAGCAGCAGCAGCAGCAGCAACAGCAGCAGCAGCAGCAGCAGAACGCCGCCAUCCAGCAGCAGUUCCAGGUGCAGCAGCAGCUGAGGGCGCAGCAGAUGCAGCAGCAGCACCACCAGAAUCAGCAACUUCAGCAGCAGCACCAGAACCAGCAGCAGCAGCAGGCCCAGAACCAGCAGCAGCAGAACCAGAUGCACCAGACGAGGAUUCAGCAGCAGCAGAUGGUUCAGCUGCAGCUCCAGCAGCAGCAGGCUCAGGCUCAUGCCCAGGCUCAAGCUCAGGCUCAGGCCCAAGCCCAGGCCCAGGCUCAGGCCCAGGCUCAGGCCCAGUCCAUCCAGCACAUGGUUCAACAGCAGCAGCAGGUUCAGGCCCAGACUCAGCCUCAGCCAGGUCAGAUGCCUCCACACUCUCAGCAGCAGCAGCAGCCCGGCAUGGUGCCUCAGUCUCUGGCCGGACCAAUGACGUCGGCUCAGCAUGUUCCCAUCAACUCGCUCAGUCAGCAGCAACAGCAGCACCAGCUCAAGAUCCAGGCCUUCCAGCAGGCCCGUGCAGCCUUGCAGCAGCAGCAGCAGGUCCAGCAGGCGCAGCAAGCAGCCCAGCAAGCUGCAGCUCAGGCGCAGCUCAACGCAGCCGCUGCAGCCGCCGCCGCCGUACCUGGACAGGUGAGACUGCAGCCACCUCAAGCUCAGUUGGUUCGCCCUGGGAUGCAGAUUCCUCCCCGGCUGCCUCGGCCUCCCCUCAAUCCCUCCAUCCCUCCUCCAAACGCUGCUGCUGCCGCUGCUGCUGCUGCUGCCGCCGCCGCUGCAGCUGCUGCGGUGGGAGGACAGCCAAUGACACAGCAGGUACAGCAGCAUUCCAUGAUGUCAUCACCUUCACCUGUACAGGUGCAGACGCCACAGUCCAUGCCUCCGCCCCCCCAGCCGUCACCUCAGCCCCCCACCUCACAGCCCAACUCAGCCAGCUCCGGUCCCACUCCGUCUCCGGGAGGUUUCCAGCCCAGCCCCUCCCCUCAGCCCUCACAGAGCCCCGCCAACGCCCGGACCCCCCAGAACUAUGGAGUCCCCUCUCCUGGACCGCUCAAUACUCCAGGUAACCCCAGCUCAGUGAUGAGUCCGGCUGGAGCCACGUCUCUGGAGGACCAGCAGUACAUGGAGAAACUCAAACAGCUGUCCAAAUACAUCGAACCUCUGCGCAGGAUGAUCAACAAGAUCGACAAGAACGAAGACAGAAAGAAGGACCUGAGCAAGAUGAAGAGUCUGUUGAACAUCCUGACUGAUCCAAACACCAGGUGUCCCCUGAAGACGCUGCAGAAGUGUGAAAUCGCUUUAGAGAAGCUGAAGAACGACAUGGCCGUGCCGACCCCCCCGCCCCCCCCAGUGGCCACCAAGCAGCAGUACCUGUGUCAGCCGCUGCUGGACGCCGUCAUGGCCAACAUCCGCUCUCCAGUCUUCAACCACUCUCUGUACCGAACCUUCGCCCCCGCCAUGACCGCCAUCCACGGACCCCCCAUCACGGGUCCCAACGUCUCUGGGAGGAAGAGGAAGCACGAGGAGGACGAGCGGCAGACCAUCCCCAACAUCCUGCAGGGAGAGGUGGCUCGCCUCGACGUCAAGUUCCUCGUCAACCUGGAUCCUUCGUUCUGCAGCAACAACGGCACCGUGCACCUCGUCUGCAAACUGGAUGAUAAGAACCUCCCCAGUGUUCCUCCGCUGCAGCUCAGCGUUCCUGCUGAUUAUCCUGACCAGAGUCCGUACUGGGCCGACGACGGGGAUCAGUACGGUGCGAACAGCUUCCUGCAGACGGUGCACAGAAACAUGACGUCCAAACUGCUGCAGCUUCCUGACAAACACUCAGUGACGGAGCUGCUCAACACCUGGGCUCAGAGCGUCCGCCAGGCCUGUCUGUCUGCUGCCUGAAGCCCCGCCCACCACCUGACUGCACCCGCUGCACACACAGUAACACACACACACACACAGACACUACAGUCUGAUCUGACACUUUCACCUGUUUCCUGUUGGACUUCUGUCAUUCAUACAGAGCAGCUGCUGUGCCCCACGCUCAUCUUAGUCCCUGAACGCCCCUUCAGGUGGGCUGAUAUCAUGUGAUCUGAUGCGUUCAGGCGUCUCACUGACAGAGCAGAUUUUAGCAGAAGCAGCUUGUACAUAAUAUGAACUGUGUGUUAGAAGGAACCAAACAUCUGAACUGUCAUUUAUCCUGACCGAUAUUCUGCUCCCUGAACGCAUCACACUCUGCUUCUGUUUGUUGUUUAGUUUCAUGAGUUUCUGUUUGACAUGUGAGUUCAGUUUGGGACCACAGAAGAAGAACUCUAACUCUGCUUUUCAAACUGAAAAUAUAAAUGUUUUGUUUUUUUGCUAUCAUAAAUAAAAACUGUUCAUUUAAA